This is a messenger RNA of Marmota flaviventris (yellow-bellied marmot), 4345 nucleotides long. It is a transcript of the gene Ubap2, whose product is annotated as ubiquitin associated protein 2. Gene Ontology annotation, molecular function: protein binding. The record is from RefSeq and is a predicted model, not a curated record. NCBI's taxonomy places the organism in Eukaryota, Metazoa, Chordata, Mammalia, Rodentia, Sciuridae. Gene Ontology annotation, cellular component: nucleus; cytoplasm.
CGGCGGCGGCGACGGGUUCUCAGUCCAACGAGAGCAGCAGCGAUUUUCUAUUUUGUACAUACGCUAUUUUGUAUAUACUGUACAUGAUGACUUCAGUGAGCAAUGACCGUUGCCGAGGUGCUCGGGAAAAAACACAGAUUUCAACAACACAGGCGACACAACCACAGAAACAAGUGGUACAGGCAACAGCUGAACAAAUGCGUCUCGCUCAAAUGAUCUUUGAUAAGAAUGAUUCAGAUUUUGAAGCUAAAGUUAAACAGCUUAUGGAAGUGACUGGGAAAAAUCCGGAUGAAUGCAUAGUGGCCCUACAUGAUUGUAAUGGAGACGUGAACAAGGCUAUUAAUAUAUUGCUGGAAGGUAAUUCAGAUACGACUUCAUGGGAGACUGUAGGGGGUAAGAAAAAGAAUUUUGGUAAGGAAAGUUCAGAAAACAGAGAGAAGAAAAUUGAAAGAGAUGCAAGUCGUGGACGGGUAAACAACAUACGAAAAGGAAGAGGUGGCAAUCGUGGCAGAGAGUACUUUAGAGGUGAAGAGAAUGGGAUUGAUUCUAAUCAAGGGGACAAACCUUCAGACCGUGGCAAAAGAGCCCGUAAUAAAGGAUUUGGACGUGGCAGAGGGAGAGGAAUGGGAAGAUUCUCAGCCCAAAGCAUGGGGACAUUUAAUCCUGCAGACUAUUCAGAUUCUACAUCUACAGAUGGGUGUGGGACAAAACUAGUAGUUUGGGAAGCUACUCAGAAUGGUGCAGAAGAGGGACCUGAUGCCUGGAAGAAUUCUGUGGAGGAGUGGCCAACAGAGGACUGGAAUGAAGAUCUUUCUGAAACAAAGGUUUUCACUGCCUCAUCUGUUCCAGCAGAGAAUCAUGUCACACCUACACAAAGCAUUGAUCUAGUAUCCUUGCUCCAGAAGCCUGUCCCUCCCAGUCAAGCCUCAGAUGUCAACUCCUUUGAAACCUCCCAACAGCAGGGCUUUGGCCAAGCUCUUAUCUUCACAAAUUCUCAACACAACAAUCAGAUGGCACCAGGAACUGGUAGCUCCACUGCUGCCAAUUCCUAUUCUCCUCACAGUCUGUCAUCUGUCCUUGGCUCAGGAUUUGGAGAGCUUGCUCCAUCAAAAAUGGCAAAUAUCACAAAUUCCCAGAUUUUGGACCAUUUAAAAGCUCCAAGUUUGGGACAAUUUGCCACCACUCUGAAUUCACAGCAGAAUAAUACGAGUCCCCCCAAAACUACUACUUCAUGGGACCUCAAGCCCUCGGCAUCCCAGGCCUCUGUUCUCAGUCAUUUUGAUUUCAAAUCUCAGCCUGAGCCAUCCCCAGUUCUUAGUCAGAUGAACCAGCGACAACAGCACCAGACCCAGGCAGUUAGCAUUUCUACUCCUGGUUUGGAGUCCUUUGCUUCCCAGUCAAAACACCGAGAAUCAGCACCUGGGGACAGUAUCUCUGCUAUGAACAAACUUUUGCAGCUCCCUAACAUGGCUGUUGAAAAUAUUGCUGUAUCUGCCCACCAACCACAGCUCAAACACAUUAAACUCCCUAAGCGACGGAUGCCUCCAGCUUCUAAGAAUCCAGCUACUGCAGUGGAGAUGCCUGGUUCAGCAGAUGUCACAGGACUAAAUGUUCAGUUCGGAGCCCUGGAAUUUGGAUCAGAACCUUCUCUCUGUGAAUUUGGAUCAGCUCCAUGCUGUGAAAAUAGUAAUCAGAUUCCCAUCAGCUUGUAUUCCAAGUCUUUAAGUGAUCCUUUGAAUACCUCUUUACCUAUGACCAGUGCUGUACAGAACUCCACGUAUACAACUUCAGUCAUUACCUCCUCCAGUCUGACCAGCUCAUCCCUCAGCUCCACUAGUCCAGUAACAACAUCUUCCUCCUAUGACCAGAGUUCUGUGCACAAUAGGAUUGUGUAUCAAAGCUCUGUGAGUCCAUCAGAGUCAGCACCAGGAACCGUUAUAAAUGGGCAUGGCGGUGGUCGAAAUCAGCAGACAGCAGACACUACUUCAUCUGUUCCAGCUCCAAAGACAACAGACCCUCCUUCUGCCCUCCCAUCUGUGAGCUCCCUGCCCAGCACCACCUCCUGCACUGAGCUUCUGCCCUCCGCAUCCCAGCACACUGCCACUUUGCCCUCCUUGUCCCAGCCUGGUGACCUGUCCAGCAGCCCCCUCUCUCAGCUUAGCAGUUCACUCUCCAGUCACCAGAGCAGCCUCUCCUCUGCGCAGGCAGCACUGUCCUCGAGCACACCACACACACACAACAGCAUGGAGAGUGCCCCUUCCCUGCAGUCCUCAGCUGCUUUCUCCCCAGCAGCGACCUCCACCUCAAGCACCCCACCCUCAGGUGUCAGCCUGCCUGGCAGCAUAAGCACAGCGAGCAGCCUCAGCCUGGGAGGGACCACUGUGAACACAGUCAGCAGCAAUACGAGAGCUGCACCGUUGGUGACCUCAGGCAAACCACCCCCAAACCUCCCUCAGGGGGUGCCUCCAUUGCUGCACAACCAGUACCUCAUGGGCCCUGGAGGACUGCUACCUGCCUACCCGGUGAGCGCACGGUGGAACUCCUGGCCAGCCCCAGCUCCCCUGGCCUCAGGGGCUGGAACCUGGCAGGACCUGAUCUACGGGUAUGAUGAGCUCCAGAUGCUUCAGUCACGGCUGCCUAUGGAUUACUAUGGAAUUCCCUUUGCUGCACCCACAGCCCUUGCCAGCCGAGAUGGGAGCCUAACUAAUAAUCCAUAUUCAGGUGAUGUCACAAAGUUUGGCCGAGGUGACUCUGCAUCCCCUGCACCCCCCACCACGCUAGCUCAGCCACAGCAGAGCCAAUCCCAGACCCACCACACAGCCCAGCAGCCCUUUUUGAAUCCCGCUCUUCCACCUGGCUACAGCUACACCAGCCUCCCCUACUACACAGGCGUGCCCAGUGCCUUCCAAUAUGGGCCCACCAUGUUCGUCCCUCCAGCAUCAGCCAAGCAACAUGGUGUGAACCUCAGCACCCCCACCACUCCUUUCCAACAGGCCAGUGGUUAUGGCCAGCACAGCUACAGCACAGGUUAUGAUGACCUGACCCAGGGAACAGCAGCAGGAGACUACACCAAGGGUGGCUAUGGUGGAUCAUCACAGGCACCAAACAAGUCUACAGGUUCUGGGCCUGGGAAAGGAGUAUCAGUAUCUUCAAGUACCACUGGCCUGCCUGAUAUGACUGGUUCUGUCUACAAAACACAGACUUUUGACAAGCAGGGAUUUCAUGCAGGGACCCCUCCACCUUUCAGCCUGCCCUCGGCCUUGGGUUCAACUGGACCCCUGGCCCCUGGAGCAGCCCCUGGCUAUGCUCCGCCACCAUUCUUGCACAUCCUGCCAGCCCACCAGCAGCCACACUCGCAGCUGCUGCACCACCACCUUCCCCAGGACACUCAGAGUGGUUCAGGUCAACGCAGCCAGCCCAGCUCCCUGCAGCCCAAGUCUCAAGCCUCCAAACCCACCUAUGGCAACUCUCCAUACUGGACAAACUAGACCUUUAAGAGAGGGGUGGGCUUUGGGGUAGGGCUUACCCUGGACAGGAGAGAACACUUGGAGCACGUUUCUGGGAGCCUGGUGCCCUUCCCUAGAAUUUCUGAGACAUGUAACUGUCAGCCGAGCCUCUCAGUGGGGAGCUCCCAGACUCACUAUAUUGUAUGUAGUGUAUUUAUGUAUGUAUUUGUAAAUGUAUGAGAAGCCCCAGGGGAGUGGGGGUAUAGCUGCAGAUGGCAGCCAAUUCUGCUCUCCCCAUCCAGACCCCUUUUCACUAUAGCCAUGUAAGGCCCCUGCACCUCUGAUGCCUUCAGGCCUUCCACGGGUGCCCUACUCCAUGGGCUGCUAAGGGCUGCCACUGGAAGGGGUGGUUCGAGGCACAUUGUGCAAUGGUCACAUACCAAUGAAGAAUCACGACUUAUUUCAGUCCCUUGUAACCAUUAUUUGAAUUUUCUUCAGCUUGCAAUUACUUUAUACUGUUUUUGAGAGAUUGGUCCUUUUGUCAUUUGUCAUGCUCCCAUUCCAGGGUAUCUUGAUCUGAGAAUAGCAAAGAUCAUCAUCUACUGCCCAACAUAAAUCUGGGCCCUGUCUUCACAUAGAGCAGGGGUUUCUUCUGGUCUGUUCCAGUCCCUAGAAACUUGCUGCCUUCUGGCUGACCACUUAAAAAAAACAAAAUCUGGUCUCAGAGAGAUGUUCAGCCCAUCAGCUCCCCUUUAAAAAUCAAAAGAUCUGCUUCCACUUCAGUGAAAGCCCGUCUCCAAGCAAAGACUCCUCUAUUCCAGUUGUCCUAAAACAGGUGGGCAACGUUGUCAGGGGUUUUCUCUUGCCCAAUCUCCACCUAAUAAAGUUAUGAGAGCAUG